AUGGCGUGGCAAGCAACUGGCGCAUGGAAAUCGCCACUCGUUAAUCAACCCAACGAUGACUCAAGCUUCCCUGGGCUCAAACCCACGAGCCCAGAGGCUACCAACAAAAUUGAAUAUGAAGAGCUCCAGCAAAACGAACUGCUGGCCCUAGAAGCCAUCUAUGGAGAAGACUUUGUUCAACAUAACGGCACCCAUAGUGCCUGGCAGAAAGCAGAGCCCUGUUUCGACAUACGAAUCAAAGCAACGACCGACGAAGACUAUGCCGUCACCAUCGGCUUCGUUCUCAAUGCUACUUAUCCCAAGACGCCGCCAAUCAUUACCAUCAAAGAGCAGGGCUUCCUCCGCGAAUCGACACAGUUCAAGAUCCAAAAGUUCAUCGAGACACAGCCCAAGAUAUUUGCCAACGAUGAGCAAGAAAUGGUGGACCAAAUUGUCGAAGGUAUCCGCGAGAUCCUUGAGGAGGCCGCCCAGGCAAAGGCGGCUGGUAAAAACCUGCCUUCGCUUGAAGAAGAGCGUGACCGCCACGAAGCUGAGGCUACUAGAGCUGCCCAACAACAAAAGGAAGAGGAGGAUCGCAAGCAGAUGGAAGCAGCAAAGGAAGAAGAGCGAAUAAUUGCCGAAAUGCUUCAGCAGCAGCUGGAUCGCCAACGUCAAAAGGGAAAAGAAUCUCGCCAGAGUCGUCGACCCAAUGGCGCUCAUCAGCAUCUUACUGCCCAAGCCAACGAAGCUGUUGAAGAUCGCAUUGAUUUCGACCAAUUUUGCAACUCCAUGGACAAAUCUGGUAACCUCAUCACUUUUCGGUCGGUUGCAGCGAAAUGUGAUGAGCGCCGGGGCAAGGUGUCCGUGGUCUAUACCGUCCGCCCGGUUGCAUCUAGCGGAUUCUGCAACCAGACACUUGCACUCAAAGAAGCCACUCUGAGACCUUCCGGGAAAGAUUCUCAAGAUUUCAGAAAGCAACUACAAUCCCUGGAGUCGCGUCUUCAAGACCUGAAAGCGACCAAAAAGAUUGUCCACAGACAAAUCGUCGAGAUUUUGGACUUCAAAGUUGAAGGUGGAAUUCCGUCAGACCCUUCAGCUGCCAACGCUUGGACAGUCAGAAUUCUUAUGCCACUCGCUGAAAAGGGCCCUCUGGAGGAACUACUCGAGCUGGCUGGAAAUCUCGAAGUGAGCAAGGUAAAAUCAUGGACCCGAGAUUUACUUGAUGCACUCAAUUUUCUACAUAAUAAGAACAUUGCGCAUCAGUGUAUCCAUGCUAGAAAUAUUCUGUUAUUUAGAGAACCAACUGGCGAGAUUGUCCCAAAAUUAGCUGAUGCAUGGUAUCAGCGUGAGAUAUACGCGCUUUCCGAGCAGAAGCAAGGCCCUCCUGGCGUCAACUCUGCCAAAUCCGCAUACUGGCUUCCGCCAGAAAUUGCCGCAGCGUCCAAACCCAUCUAUACAUACAAAACUGAUAUUUGGGAGUUUGGUAUUGUCUUUGUGCAGAUGAUCUUCGGACUUGACGUAUUGCGCAAAUACUCGUCACCGAAAAACUUGAUGGAAUCUCUCCUGCUCUCGCAGCCUCUGCAAGAGCUUGUUGGACGCUUUUUCAAAGAAGACAAACAAAAACGCCCGCGAGCGUUUGAACUCGGAUCUAGCGAGUUUCUUGCCACAGACGCCCCGGUUCUUUUUGACGAUUCCUCUGCUGCCAUUUCAACUGUGCCAUCUCUUACUUCUCUACAAGCACCACCCAUGCGCCUACGACGCGACUCACAUAACAGAGGAGCCGCGAUCUCAAGGUAUACGGAAGAUUUUGUAGAAGAGGGUCGGCUCGGAAAGGGAGGCUUUGGCGAGGUUGUCAAAGCCAGAAAGAAACUUGACGGCCAGAUUUAUGCCAUCAAGAAGAUUAGCCAGCGAUCGCACACCUCGUUGACCGAAAUUCUGAAAGAAGUCCGAUUGCUCUCUCAAUUGAGUCACCCUGCGGUAGUCAGAUACUACAAUACUUGGGUCGAAGAGGUCGCCGAUUUUACCGAGACAGAGGGAGAGACAUCAGCGGAUGAUAAUACUCAGGAAACCCAAGAAACCGAGUCCAACGGCCUCGAAAUCCAGUUUGCUACCAGUACUGGAGGGCUAGACUUCAUGUCAUCCAACGCGGCAGUCGAGUUUGAGUAUUCCGAGAGCAGCGACGAAGACGGAGACGAUGAUGACACUGAGCGUGAAGACGACAGCUCUGCCUCUGAUGAUGACGCGCAUAGUCCUGGCUCACCUGUUAGGGCAAGGCAAGCCGCUCAGCUGCGCAGAGCAAGAUUUCAGAAGCCGUACCGAACCAUUCUGUACAUUUCGAUGGAGUACUGUGAGAAAAGAACCCUACGUGAUCUGAUCUCGCGCAAUCUGUUCCAAAAUACGACAGAGAUUUGGCGUUUGUUUCGUCAGGUCUUGGAAGGACUUGCCCAUAUUCAUGGGCUAAGCAUUGUUCAUCGCGACCUGAAACCUGAAAAUAUCUUCAUCAGUAGCAGUGCUGAUGGCAUCGACAAUGUCAAGAUCGGUGACUUUGGUCUCGCCACUAGUGGCCAGUUUACACUCGACAAAAAUACUACUGGGGGACAUUUGGAAACGGAUGACAUGACAAGAAGUAUCGGUACUGCGUACUAUUCCGCACCAGAAGUUCGCUCCGCGGCUCAUGGUCAGUACAGUACCAAAGUCGACAUGUACUCACUGGGAAUCAUCUUCUUUGAGAUGUGCUAUCAACCAAUGAUGGGCAUGCAAAAGGCGGAUGUCAUCGGUCAGCUGCGACGACAAAGGCCCAUCUUACCGAAUGACUUUAAACCUGCAGAGAAGUCGAUGACAGAAAUAAUAACAUCGUUGGUGAACCACAACCCCAAGGAGCGACCGUAUAGUGCAGAGCUACUGAAAAGCGGCAAGCUCCCGGUGCAAAUGGAGAGCGAAACCAUUCGACGAACUCUGGCGGGAUUGGCAGACCCAAGUUCCCCAUACUAUCGCAAAAUGUUGUCAACUUUGUUUACUCGUCCAGUUGAAGCUACCAAAGAUUACGCUUGGGACAUGUUUGUCAAUGCACCGACAGCGUCUGAACUGAUGGCAAGGCACAUGGUUAAGACGGAAUUGACUUCCAUUUUCCGUCGCCACGGCGCAGUCGAAGCAACUCGUGGUGCCAUCUACCCAAGGUCAUCGCAAUACGGAGAUAACGUCGUUCAGCUUCUGGACCAAAAUGGAACGGUGCUACAACUCCCAUAUGAUCUGACGAUGGGUCAUGCACGAAUGCUGGCGAAGAACUCAAGUGGCCCGAUAGUACCAAAGACAUUCGCGUUUGGUAGCGUCUUCCGCGACAAGCAAGAUACAGGACAGCCGCAAAUGUUUGGCGAGGUCGACUUUGAUAUCGUGAGCACGGAUGCUUUGGAUUUAGCACUAAAGGAAGCAGAGGCAUUGAAAGUUAUCGACGAGAUCCUCGUCGCCUUUCCGUCUCUGUCAGCAACGCCUAUGAGCUUUUAUCUUGGUCACUCUGAUCUUCUACAGUUGAUCUAUGAGCACUGCGGUAUCGAGCCGGCUAAUCGCCGUGCGACUUCCGAUGUUCUGAGUCGACUCAACAUUCACAACUUUACGUGGCAGAAAAUUCGAAUGGAACUCCGGUCCCCUGCCGUUGGUCUUUCCGCUACUAGCGUUGAUGAACUUCAGCAGUUUGACUUUAGGGAUACACCUAACAAGACAUACGCCAAGCUGAAGAAGCUGUUUGAGGGCACAGACAUGUAUCAAAGAGUGUCUCCGACUAUCGCGCAUCUGAAGGAAGUGGUCGACUAUGCGAAGCGCUUCGGUGUAAUAACGAAGAUCUAUAUCAGCCCGCUCAAUAGUUUGAAAGAAAGCUUCUACACUGGCGGGCUACUGUUCUCGUGUCUUUACACCAAGAGAGUCAAGGAUGUCUUCGCAGCCGGUGGGCGCUAUGACGGGUUGAUCAGGGAGCAGCGGCCUAAGAUGGGUGGCAAUUUUGACGAGCGUCACGCUGUCGGCUUCAGCAUCGCCUGGGAGCGCCUCGCUCGCACUCCUAAGGCAGGUAGCAAAGCGUUUCUCAAGAAAGCGGACGACGACCCAAACAGCCUGGCCAAUCCCAAGCGCUGCGAUAUCCUCGUCGCAAGCUUUGACCCGGCCAUGCAGCGAUCCUCUGGCGUUGAGCUACUGCAGACCUUGUGGGCGCUAGACAUCAGUGCCGAGCUUGCCAGAGACUCGCGCUCUCCAGAAGACUUGCUGCAAAAGCACAGAGAUGAUAACUACUCAUGGAUCAUUAUCCUUAAACCCGAGUCUAUGCUCAAGAUCAAGUCGCUUUUGCGUAAGGAUGUGGCCGACAUCGACAUUCCCGCUACGCAACUGACCGCUUGGCUGCGCACCGAGCUACAUAAGCGCGAUAUCAAAGGCAGUAGCAGCAGCAACCGCAAGAGCAUCGCCGCCGUCCAAGGCGAGACACCCUCGGCCGCCGCCGAACGAGAACGCGAGCAAGACGUCAAGGUGCUCGUCGCGCAGACGCGCAGCAAAAAGUUUAACCGACGCACCGUCGUCGAGCAAGCCCAAGUCACUGCUGCCGCCCUGGUGACGUCCUUCCUUGACGGGCCCAUCCUCGCGGUCGAGACGUCGGAGCAGGUCAUGACGUUGAUUGGCGGCACGCGGCUGUCGGACCCGGAGAGCUGGCGCCGCGUCGACCACGGCGUGACGACGACGGAGAAGAAGUAUGUGCGCGAGAUUCACGACCAGUUAGACGCGUGGAAGUUUACGUAUGACCGCAAGGACGGGACGCGGCACUCGUUUUUGUAUAAUUUUAGGACGGGCACUUGUCUCUACUACGAUUUGGCGGCGUGA
Molecule: messenger RNA, 4833 nt
Organism: Cordyceps militaris CM01
Lineage: Eukaryota; Fungi; Ascomycota; Sordariomycetes; Hypocreales; Cordycipitaceae
Product: protein kinase (Gcn2), putative
Exons: 2
Coding region: 1-4833 (1610 amino acids)
Biological process (GO): DNA damage checkpoint signaling; regulation of translational initiation by eIF2 alpha phosphorylation
Molecular function (GO): protein binding; eukaryotic translation initiation factor 2alpha kinase activity; ATP binding
Source: RefSeq, a predicted model, not a curated record